Messenger RNA from Castor canadensis (American beaver), 1937 nucleotides. The record is from RefSeq and is a predicted model, not a curated record. Lineage: Eukaryota; Metazoa; Chordata; Mammalia; Rodentia; Castoridae.
GAGCUGCCCCACCUGUGACCUUGGUGUCCUAUCCCCCAUCCAGUAUUCUCAGAUCACCCCUAAACCUGGGCUUGACCCUCAGGGGCAGCGCGGCGGGAGCUGCCUUGUCUGUGGGUGCUGGCUGGAUGCUGGGCUCGGGCCAGCCCCUGUGACCCUGGCUUGUCUGCCACCCCCAGACAUUGCCGAGGAGGUAGGCUGCCCCCUGUCCUGCGCAGUCAGCAAGAGGCGGCCUGAGUGUGAGGAGUGCGGCGGCCUGGGUUCUCUGACAGGCAGAUGCGAGUGGAGGCAGGGAGAUGGCAAAGGGAUCACCAGAAACUUCUCCACCUGCUCCCCCAGCACCAGGACCUGCCCUGAUGGCCACUGCGAUGCUGUGGAGAGCCAGGACAUCAACAUCUGCCCCCAGGACUGCCUCCGAGGCAGCAUUGUUGGGGGGCACGAGCCAGGGGAGCGCCGAGGAAUUAGAGCUGGCUACGGCACCUGCAACUGCUUCCCAGAGGAGAAAAAGUGCUUCUGCGAGCCAGAGGACAGCCAGGGCCCCCUCUGUGAUGAGCUGUGCCGUACGGUAAUUGCAGCUGCCGUCCUCUUCUCCUUCAUCGUUUCUGUCCUACUGUCUACCUUCUGUAUCCACCGCUACCACAAACAUGCCCACAAACCACCCAUCGCCUCUGCUGAGAUGACCUUCUGCCGACCCGCCCAGGCCUUCCCAGUCAGCUACUCCUCAUCUGGUGCCCGCCGGCCAUCACUGGACUCCAUGGAGAACCAGGUCUCUGUGGACACCUUCAAGAUCCCGGAGGAUCCAAAGUGGGAAUUUCCUCGGAAGAACUUGGUUCUUGGGAAAACCCUGGGAGAAGGCGAGUUUGGAAAAGUGGUCAAGGCAACAGCCUUCCGUCUGAAGGGCAGAGCAGGGUACACCACAGUAGCCGUGAAGAUGCUGAAAGAGAACGCCUCCCCAAGUGAGCUGCGGGAUCUCCUGUCAGAGUUCAACCUCCUGAAGCAAGUCAACCAUCCACAUGUCAUCAAGCUGUAUGGCGCCUGCAGCCAGGACGGGCCACUCCUGCUUAUUGUGGAGUAUGCCAAGUAUGGCUCCCUGCGGAGUUUCCUCCGAGACAGCCGCAAGGUGGGACCUGGCUACGUGGGUAGCGGAGGCAGCCGCAAUUCCAGCUCACUAGAUCAUCCAGAUGAGCGGGCGCUGACCAUGGGUGACCUCAUCUCCUUUGCCUGGCAGAUCUCAAGGGGCAUGCAGUACCUGGCCGAGAUGAAGCUCGUCCAUCGGGACUUGGCAGCCAGGAACAUCCUGGUUGCUGAGGGGCGGAAGAUGAAGAUUUCAGAUUUUGGUCUGUCCCGGGAUGUUUAUGAAGAGGAUUCCUACGUGAAGAGGAGCAAGGGCCGGAUUCCUGUCAAGUGGAUGGCGAUUGAGUCCCUUUUCGAUCACAUCUAUACCACCCAAAGUGAUGUGUGGUCCUUCGGGGUCCUGCUGUGGGAAAUUGUGACCCUAGGGGGCAACCCCUACCCUGGGAUUCCUCCAGAGCGGCUCUUCAACCUUCUGAAGACAGGCCACCGAAUGGAAAGGCCGGACAACUGCAGUGAGGAGAUGUACCGUCUGAUGCUGCAGUGCUGGAAGCAGGAACCAGACAAGAGGCCAGUAUUUGCUGAUAUCAGCAAAGACCUAGAGAAGAUGAUGGUCAAGAGCAGAGACUAUUUGGACCUUGCUGCAUCUACCCCAUCUGACUCGCUGCUCUAUGAUGAUGGUCUCUCAGAAGAGGAGACGCCCCUGGUGGACUGUAAUAACGCUCCUCUCCCGCGCACGCUCCCUUCCACAUGGAUUGAAAACAAACUCUAUGGUAGAAUUUCACAUGCAUUUACUAGAUUCUAGCAACAUGUGCCCUCUGCACUAUCCUCACUGUCUGUAAUGCUUUUUAAGAGUGUUUCUGAUCUGA